This is a messenger RNA of Saccostrea cuccullata (small rock oyster), 13989 nucleotides long. RefSeq names its product microtubule-associated protein futsch-like. Gene Ontology annotation, cellular component: nucleus; chromosome. The transcript is spliced from 23 exons. Gene Ontology annotation, molecular function: protein binding; histone H3K36 methyltransferase activity. NCBI's taxonomy places the organism in Eukaryota, Metazoa, Mollusca, Bivalvia, Ostreida, Ostreidae. Bases 132 to 12833 code for a protein of 4233 amino acids. The record is from RefSeq and is a predicted model, not a curated record. Gene Ontology annotation, biological process: regulation of DNA-templated transcription.
UCAGAGGCAGAGGUCCUUACAGAGGGAGGUGGAGGGGAAGGAGGGGUUACAGAAGAGGGGGAGCACCACCGUUUCAUGGGCCUCCCCCUGGUGGACCCCCUUUUGGACCACCACCACCCCAGUAUCAUGGUAUGGAAGGACCUUAUCAACCAGGAUACUAUGAUCCUUCUUAUGGUUAUGACUAUUCACAGUUUUAUGCUCAGGGUGGGCCACCACCUCCAAACUAUGGUGUACCGCCUGUUAUUCCUCAGGGUCCAACUCAAAGUUCCAUGCCUUCUGACCCUGCAGCAUGGGCUCAGUCUGCAAUGGAAUACAAAAACAAACAAAUGGCAACAAUGGCAAACCAACAGAUAAGUGAUCCAAGUCAACAAAAUCCACCACCCCCACCUACACCAGCAGAAAAUCAACUGGAUCCAAGUCAGGAGAUACUGAGUAUUCCUGUACCUCCACCUCCCUCAGAACCACACCUACCAUCCUCCGUUCCUCUUCCUCAACCUCAACCACCUGCAUCUGAUAUUCCACUGCCACCAUUAGAUGUUCCACUGCCUCCAUCUUCUUCCACAAUGCCUACAGACUCAAAUAUAACACAGGAUAUAAGUGAUUCUAACAUGGACAUUUCUAUACCACAGAAGAAAGCUUUAAUUGACAUGGAUGUGCCAGCAUUAUCCCCAGCUGAGCCAGAGGAAGUGAAAAAUGUGUCGGAGUGCAUAAUGCCCUCUGGAGAAAAGGCUCUUGUGGUAGAAACAACUCCUCUAGUGGGGCUCUCACCAACUGCUGAACUCUUGGAAAUGGAGAGUAAACAAGAAAUCUGUGAUAAUAAACAAUCUGAAUCUAAAGUGGAUAAAGCAAAACCAGAUAAUUUUGAAGAUAGUAAUUUUGAAAAUAAGGAUGAUGCUAGUGCAUUAAUAGACACUGUUCAGGAAAGUAAAGACACUGAUUCUGAAAAGAUAGAGGACAAUAAAGACAAUUUACAAAGUAAAGCUCCAGUGAAAACAACAGCUCAAAUGCUCCUAGAGAAAAUAGCAAUGAAAAAGAAGGCAACUGAGGCUACAGAAUCUGGAGAAGUGUCAGAAUCUGUGGUAGAGGGAUCAAAACCAAAGACUUUAAAACCAAGCUCAAAAUUCCUUUUGCAGCAAUUAAAACAAGAUGCAGGGAAGGUCCAGUUCAAUGUCAAACUGGGAGCAUCUGGAACAAAGAAGGGAAACAUUCUGCAGAAGACUGAAAAAAGUGAAGCAGACGACAGUUCGAAACACAAGGGUGGAUCCAGAGAAUUGUACAAACCGUCUGCAGAGGAUAAAGUGGCAUUAAUGCUUGAGACAAUGACACCAAAACAGAGGGAUUCCUACAUGCGUUACAAAGAACAACAAGAAAGAGAAGCAAGGAAAGAGGAAAGACGCAAGCAGCGAGAACAGGAGAGAGAGAAACAGAUCGAGGAGAAAGAUAUACGAAGAAGAAGGGAUAAGAGUGAGAGUAUAGAAAAAGACAUGAAUAAGCUAGACAUUAAAAAAGUGUCCUCAAGUCCCAAAACAGACAGUGUUAAUGAACAAGUGUCCAGUGAGGACAAAAGGGGUGUAAGAAAAAGUGAAGAGAGAACUAAACCAGAAAAUAUAAGAAAAAGUGAAGAGAGAACUAAACCCGAAAAAAGUGAUGGGGGUAAAGUUAGUGAUAUUAAGGAAAGUGACAUUCCAAGUUUGAGUGCUGAAUCUGACCAAGGUUUCACAAGUAUUAAACAUAAUUCAGGUUUAUCAGAAACAGACAAUCAAGGAACACAGAAAAUUACAACUCCUCAGUCACUGAAUGUUUUAUCUCCUCUGCCAAACACUGACAGUUGUAAUUCUAGUCAAACUCUUACUUCUAAAGUUCACAGUGUCAAAAUUAUAACUGUUGAUAAGUCAAAGGACAUGGGAAGCCCAUUGCCUGAUAGAAAGAAGAAAUCCAGAUGGUCAGAGAUGAAGGCUGAUGUAUUGUCAUUGAGUGUCCCCUCCGUCUCCAGUGGACCCCCCACAGCUGUUCCUAUGGUAACAGAUGCGGAGGUGUAUUCCCCUGAUCAUCCCACAGAAUCACCCAAGACAGCACUCACAGGUGAUUCCCAGAUGUACUCUCCAGAGAAACCUACCGGGAUGGAAUACUCCCCCAGUCACCCUACGGAGGACUACUCUCCCAGCCGACCAACGGAUACCCCUAGUCCCAGCAACGGAUCAACUCAGGUAGACCAAAGCAGCCGGCUCAAAGAUGAGGUCAUAACCUCUGACACACAGACAGACAAUCAGUCUGGUCCAGUAGCAGACGAACAAUCACACAAGGAGAGUGGAGACGAAGAUACUUCGUCAAGAAAAUCAAAGAAAAAGAAAUCCAAGAAAAAGUUACACAGAUCAACUUCUCAUUCUCCUGAAAGAAAGAAAAAAGAGAAGACAAAAGAAAAAUUAGAGAAAAUGUCACCUCAAGGAAAAGACAGUUUUUCAUGGGAUAGUGAUGAGGAAGUGCCACAUACUGAUCGAGAUUCUAAGCAGCGUACUCACUCAAGGAGUAGAUCAUAUGACUCUGCUGAUGAUAAAUCUAAAGAGAAAUCUAUCAAAUCUGUUAAAAAGUCCAAAUCACCUAAACAUAAAAAACAUUCUCAGUCUCGGUCUAGAAGCAGGUCUGUGGAUAGUAGAUCACGAAAAAAGUCAACAACACCCAGAAAACAUAGGUCUCGUUCAAAAUCUGAUAGCAGGUCAAUAGAUUCCACAAAAGACACUUCUAGGAAAUAUGAUGUAAAAUCUAGGUCAUCCUUGAAACAUAAAAGUAGGUCAAGGAGCAGAUCAUCUUCUGUGGGUAGAUAUUCUAGGAAAGAUAAAUCUGUGAUUAAGACUUCCAGACAUAGAUCUAGAAGUAGGUCAGCAGAUCCAUAUCAGGAACAUGGGAGAAAGAAAAAGUCCACCAAAAAAUAUUCUUCACACUCUAAAUCUAUAAAUAGGUCAAGAAGUAGGUCACAGGACUCAGGAAAAGAUAAAUCUGCCAGAUCAGUAUCUCCAAGGUACAAGAAAAAAUCCUUGUCACCCAAGCACAGGAAAACUUCAUAUAGCCGAUCCCGAAGCAAAUCUUCAGAAAGGGCUGGCGGAAAGAAAAAGAAAACCAAGAAAAAGCAAAAAACAUAUCAGUCUUCAAGCAGAUCAAGAAGUAGGUCUGUGGAUGCUGCUAGGAAACACAAAGAUGACAGAAGUAGAUCCAUCUCUCCAAAACCAGAGAAAACGAAGAAAAAGAAACCCAAUUCUACAGAGAGAUCUAGGAGUCCUUCUCCAGCACAUACAAAGUCUGACAGGAGGGGAAAAUCAAACAGAAGACAAUCGGAGUCACCCAUGUCUUCCAGAAGAGGAAGAAGAGAAUCACCAAGAAGGAGCGUGCAAAGCUCUGUCUCUCCACAUAGAAGAAGGAAUUCAAGCUCCCCUGAUUACAGAAAAAGAUCGUCCACUAGAAAGAAAAGAAACUCAGUAUCACCAUCAUCCUACCAAUCUGAUGAAGACAGAGGAGAGAAGGCAUCAAGGAGAAAAUCAAGGAAAGGCAAAGAUAAAUCUUCCUACAGAGACUCCCCUAUAAAAGACAUAUCUAAAGAUGCAAGGUCAUUGACUCCAGACAGAGGACAAGAAAAAGAGCCAAAGGAAGAUAAACAGAGAGAAACAUCCCCAGAAGUACCUAAAGAGAGAGCUCCAAUAUCAUUCAAAAUGAACAUCAAUAAGCCAGUAAAAAAAGAAUUGCCAUCUCUUGAAAACAAGUUGGAUGAUUCUAUGGAGAAGGACAUUGACGAAGGCACUGAUAAGGGAGAUAAAACAGAAUCCAGUGAAAAUCUGGUGCAUGAACAAAAGCCUGAUGAGAAGAAAUCAGAAAAGCAUGCUAAAUUAUCUAAGUCACCAUCACCUUCUAGAAUUUCUACACACUCUAUCAGCAAAUCACCAGCAAGGGAAUUUAGAUCCAGAAGUAAAUCGGUAGAUUCAGAAAAGGAUAAAAAGUUGUCAAAGAAGGCCAAAAAAGCAGCAAAGAAAGCCAAGAAGAAAGCCAAAAAGCUAGCUAAGGAGAAGAAGAAAAGGGAAAGGGAGGCUGAAUCUUCAAGUUCUCCCCUGAAUUACAGCAAUGAAAGUAUAGAUAUCGAAGAAAAGUCAGAAGAUGUGACUGUUGAAGAUGACAAAAUAAAAGCAAAAGAGGAUUCUAGAAAUACUGGAUCUUUGCCAGAAAAAGAAAUGAGUCCAGAAAGUAAAAAAGUGAAGAGAAGAUCCUGGAGAUCCAAAAGAUCUAACAGUGAUGAGGACUCACAACAGACUUCACCAGAACAGGGUGGCACUAGAAAACUGAAGCGGAUCAGUGUGGACAUCGGUGCCAUACCUCUACCAGGGCAAGAGAUCAGUAAUGAACAGCAGAAAGUCUGCACAGAACAAGUAAAAGAUACCAGUACAGAAAAAGAAAAAGAUAAGAGUAAAGAAAAGGUAAAAGAUUCCAGUAAAGAAAAAGUAAAAGAUAACAGUAAAGAACAAGUGAAAGAUAACAGUAAAGAACAAGUGAAAGUUGUCAGUAAAGAACAAGUAAAAGAAUCAUCAAUUCCGAUACAGAAGGUCAAGAAACUAGAGCAAGUUGAGCCUAUCAUUACUGAUCUUUCUUCCAUUCCCAUGCCUGAUGAAAUGCCUGUUAAGAGCAACAAAUCCCAAAGCAUUAGUGAUCCUUUUUCUGUAACCAUACCCGAUACUGCUGGGAAACAUGAUGGAGAAUAUCAAAGACAGAAAGAUACCCCCAAACCUAGUGAAAAAUCUGAUGUUGGAAAGAGUACUGAUGACUUAGAGUUAUCUCAAACGGAGCAGAAAUUAAAAACUGUGGAUGAAUCAGAAGUGAAAGAUCCAGAGAGUAAUAAAGAAAUGAGUAGGACAUCCACAGAUACAAUAGAUACAAAUGAGGAGAAAAUAAAAAGAGAACUAAAGAAGCUGAACAUAGACAUGGUCAAAAGUACAUUUGAUCUUGAAGAAGCCCAACCCAGAAGAAGGUCAAGAAGAUCAUAUAAUUCAACAGAAAAAGAACCAGAAAAUGAAUCAAAUGAACCAAGCAAAAGGACAACUCGAAGAAGAUCUAAAGCAUCCCUCAGCACAGAAGAUUCCUCUGGAAGUGAAAACUCAAAGACUGACACCAAUCAAAGUGAAAGUGAAGUGGAGAAACCAAGUGCUGAAAUUGUUCAAGAGAGGCAAGAAGUCGUGGAAAAGCCCACAAAAAGAAAGAGGAAAAGCAGAUUUAGUGAUGUGGAUGACAGGGUUGAUGUGGAUCAGAUUGUAUUACCUACAGAGAAAAAGAGUGAGGUGGACCUCAGUACAUUACCAAAAGUCAGUGUGACAUUGGAACCAAUUCACAUUGAAAAAAGCAGUGCUAGGACACCUAUUAAAUUUGCUUUGGCCAGUGUAACACAAGCAAUUGAAAAGGUGAAAUGGGAUGAGGAAGAUGAGGAGUCUCAAAAAGAAAAGGGUGGAAGUUCAGGAUACAUACCUGAUGAGGAAGACACAGAGAUCAGUUUUAAAGUGAAAGUUGGCAGUGAUACCAGCAUGAAAGAGGAGGAGAAAGAGAGUAAUAGAAAUGAAAAUGUAGCGACUUCAGUUAAAGUUGAUGUACCUGCAGUUGUUACAUAUCCAGGGUUGUCCAUACCCAAUGUAUCAGCAGACUCCAUAGAGGGAAAUGAAGGAAAAGGUGCAGCAGCAUGGAAUAAAAAUGACAUAUUUCAGACUGCUUUGAAGAAAGCAAAAGAGUUGGUGGAAAGUAAAGUAAUGGCUAGUGUAGAGGAACCUAAGAAAGUUUCCUCAGAUGUUCCAACUGGAGAAGACAAUACUGAAACAGUAGAUAUGGAAUGUGAUUCCAACUCCAACAGUCAGGAACCCCUUAUCCUUCAGGGGAAUGAAAACUACCCACAAAACUCAGUUCCAAAUGCUCCAAUGACAACAUUCCCAAAAUUUACUACUGUUGGCCUUUCCCUUGAGAGCAUUAUUCCAGAUUUUGGCGUGCCACUGGGAAAUGGUCCAUCAUCAACAGACAGAAAAUCCACUCCACCAGCACCUAUGCCUCCUAUCCAGAUGAACAUUCCACCUCCACCACCUAGUGGAUCAUUAACAUCCAAUUUGCCAAUUCCUCCACCCCAACCUGUUGCCCCACCAACUUACCCUGUUUCUGUGAGCCAUCCAUCAAUGAACAUACCAUUGCCAGGAAGUGCUCCAUCAGUGGCACCUCUACCAGUGGCACCUCCACCAGUCACAAAUACAUCUUUCUCCAUCACUAAUCCACCAAAUAUUCCUUUACCUCAGUCCUCAGCAUUGUCUGUUCUUCCUACAGAUAUUCCAUUACCACCUCCACCACCAGAAAAGAAGACAUCAAAGGAAGACGAGGUUGACAUAAGCAAGGUUUCAUCCACUGCAUCUGCACCACCAAAUCUUCCAUCUGAUAUUCCUAUGCCUCCUGAUGAGAAGACAAAAUCUCAAACUAAUCCUCCUUCUAUUCCUAUACCCCCAGAGAAAGCAAAAGCAUUAGAUAAUUCUCCAAUACCUGUGCUGUCAGAGAAGAAAAAAUCUAAUCCUUGUGAUAUUCCAAUGCCAGUGGAUGUUUCUAAUACACAUACUAAAGAAACAUAUCAACAGAGUGGAUCAUCUGCUUCCAUACCUCUAACUGAAUCUGCCCCUCUUCCAGAAGUCAUUCCUCUUCCUUCAGAAAUUGGGAAAAACAAAUCUUCUGUAUCAAUGGAACCUUUAAAAGUUGGCUUAUCUGAAAAUCAAGGUACUCCAUCUCCAAAACCACCAAAUAUGUUACCUGAUCAAGAAAUAAUAGUCACAGAAGCUACUGUAACAAAUAUUGAUGCAUCUUCAAGGGACAUUUUAUCAUUAAUUCAACAGGCAGAGACUGUCACAAAUAUUCCAAAAUUAGAGGAGAGGGUUUCUGAUGCAGAUGAAGCAGGUGCUGAGAAUGGACAUGCAUCAAAUGACACAACAAAACCUUCAGCAACAGAUAUACAACAAAUGUCUUCUAUUGAACUAUCAAAACAGGCCUUGUUAGCAAAAGUCAUUGCAAAACAAAAAGAAAAUCCAAAGGAGAAGAAGUUGACUAUAGGGAAAAUUCCUCGCACUUCACAUGUAGAAAAAAGUACAGAGAAAAGUAAAGAUGAACCAGAAAUGAGUCAACCUAUAAAGAAAACACCAAUGAUAAAGAUAGGCCCUAUUGUGAUGAGUAAAGGAAAAGACUCGGACACUACUUUGGGUGAAUCUUCAGAGGAUGGUGAAAUCAAAUCAGAAUCUGAAAAUGAAAGUCAUGCUAGACAUAGAAUUGUUUCUGAGCUAGGCAGAAACUUACCCAUAUCUCCACUUGUAAUGGAAAAAUCUCAUGGAGACUCAAAUCCAGGUCCCUCUGGGUUUGGAGUAAUACCAAAGAAAGUGAUAGCUCCUCCUACUUGGACUGGAGAAAAUCCAUUUGUGGAAUCCAACCCACACAAUGCAUCAAGUGCUUCUGAAUCUGAGGAGUCCAAGAUUGAUGAUAGAGAAUAUUAUAAGAAAGUGGAUGAAUUUCUGAAGAAAGUGGAAAAGCCUAAAACAACAGUGGAAAGAAAGUUUGAUGAGUUUUUGGAAAAAGUGAGAAAACCUAAGCCAGAUUCACCAAGCUUGGAGGAAAAAGUGGAUGAAUUUUUGAAGAAGACAGAAAAGAAGGACUCGAGGGAACGCAGCUAUGAUGAAUAUACAAGCAGCAAGCAUGAGAGAGAUGACUAUGACAGAGAUAGAGAUAGAGAUAGAGAUCUCAAAGAUAGAGAAUAUAGGGACAGAGAAAAGGAUAGAGACAACAGAGACAGGGAUAGAAAACAUAGAGAUAGAGAAUAUGAGGAACGGCGUAGAGAAAGGGACAAAGAUUACGGGGAUCGGCACAGAGAAAGAGAACAUGAUGAUAGGCGUAGAGAUAGGGAAAAAGAAUAUGAUGAUAGGCGUAGAGAUAGAGAUAAGGAACAUGACAAUAGGCGUAGAGAUAGAGAUCAUGAGGAACGACAAAGAGAUCGAGAUUAUGAAGACAGACAUAGAGAAAGAGAGCAUGAUGACAGGUAUAGAGAUAGAAAUUAUGAUGAUAGGCAUAGAAAAAGAGAGAGGAGGGGAAGUAGAGAAAGAAGCAGGUCAAGGGAAAGGUAUAGAGAAAGAGGAAGAGAGAGGUCUAGAGAAAGGAGCAGAAGUCGAUCUAGAAGUAGAAGUAGAGACAGGGAUAGGAGAUAUUAUGAGAGGAGGUCCAGUAGAAGACCUGAAAGAGAUGAGAGACGACACAGGGAUAGCAGUGAUGAGGAGCGAUCACCUAAACAUAGGUCAAGACGUAGUAAGUCAGAUAGAGAGGAAGACAAGAAGAAAAAUCUCACUGAUGAAUGGCUUAAGUUUGAGAGCCAGUUAGCAGCCAAAAAGAAAAUGUUAACAGAAACAGCGGCAUCAUCCUCAGCAACUGGAGCACCUCAGCAGCAGCCUUCAGUGCAACCAGCACCAACUGAAUACUACCAGGAUGCCUAUGGUAAUUACUACCCUGUACCAGUGACCCAAGCAAAUACCAACAGUGCCUAUCAAACGUAUUCACAGUAUCCAAAUGUGGAUCCCAACUCUGGAUAUCCAAUACCUCCUCAGCAGACUGUGAUGUCCCAGCCUCAGGUCUAUCCUCAAGAUACAUAUCCUUCAAUGCAGCAAGUGCCAGCCCAGACCUCUAACCUGUACAAUGUGCCAAAUACUCCAGUAUACAAUACUCAGGGACAGCCUGUUCAUCAGGAAAUGGUGUAUGGCCAGGAGCAGACACAUCACCCUCCAUUCCAACCCGCCCCUACUGCAGUGCCGAGGACAGCUGUUGUGUAUGGGCACGUGCCCACUCAGCCCAGUAUUCUGUCAGCCAUCUCCUCAGCAGCUGUGGCACAACCUCCAAAGACCCCUGGCUAUCCUGGUCAACCAGUCCAGCCACUUAAUGAGCCUGAAGUUGGCUCAGUGCGUCCUAUGAAUCGCUUGCCAAAUGUACCUCAACAACCAGGUACUCCAAGAUUCCCUUCCAGGGUACCAAGUACAGCUGUCAAACCUCAAAGAGUAAGCUCCCCUCCUAUAUUCUCUCCUCCAGUUCGACCAAGUGGAUAUAUUGCAUCUCAAACAACAGAAGGAAACAGAGAGGGUCAACCAAGCACUCCUACACCUUCUGAUGGUGAAGAUGAAGAAAUAGCAACUGGGGAGAAGAAAGAUGAAGCAGAACCUCAACCUUCCCAACCUGUCACCACCUCAGAGAUCGAGGAAUCCUCACAACCAGCCCGUAAUGUCAACAGGCAUCUUCCGAUCAAGCUAGGCUUCAAGCAGGCCAUUAAAGACAGUGAAAUAUCACACCCACCCCCAUCCACUUCUCCACAAGUCAAGGAAGGAAAGCCAGAGAAAGUGAAGUCCAGAUGGAGGAGAUUUAGUGAACUAGACUUGGAAAGUCCAUCAAGGAGUACCUUGUCUCCAUCUCUUGAUAAUGUGUCUUCCUCCACUUCUCAGUCAGAAACGGACAAUGCUGAAGAAAAGGAUUUAUCCGAUAUAAGAAAGGCUGUGGAAAAUUACGAUGCCUGGGAUCCAUCCUGUGAUCUUCUGGGGAUACCAUCAGCAGUUCUAACAAAACCAGAGAUGCAGAAGAAGGAGAAGAAAGACAGAGAGAAGCAGACAAUACAGAAUGCUGACGUGACAUCACAGGUCAUGGAGGUUAAAUCAGAGGAGAAGGAAAGCGGGACAAAGAAACCUCCAUUUGAGAAUAUAGAAGACAAUAUUUAUCUCUGUGAAAGGAAGAAGACGAAGAAGAUGAAGGAUGUGAGGCGGAUGCUUUGUGACUGUACGACAAGUAAGGAAGACCGAGACCUGGGGUACGAGGCCUGCGGUGAGGACUGCCUCAACAGGAUGUUGUACAUUGAGUGUGGAAGCAGAUGUCAAUGUGGAGAUUAUUGUACAAACAGGAGAUUCCAAAAGAAACAAUAUGCUGAUGUAGAGCCAUUUGUGACAGAUUGGAAAGGAAUGGGACUAAGAACAAGAGUAGCACUGCAACCGGGUGACUUUGUGAUGGAAUAUGUGGGUGAAGUCCUGGAUUACAAACAGUUCAAGUCCCGAGUGAAGCAGCAAUCCAAAAUGGGUCAGGAGCACCAUUAUUUCAUGGCCUUAAACUCGGAUGAAGUCAUUGAUGCCUCGUACAAAGGGAACAACUCCAGAUACAUGAACCACAGCUGUGAUCCUAACUGUGAAACUCAGAAGUGGACAGUAAAUGGCAUCCUCAGGGUGGGAUUUUUUGUCAAGAAGCCAGUGGAGCCAUUGACAGAGCUCAAUUUUGAUUAUCAGUUUGAAAGAUAUGGUAAAGAGGCCCAGAAGUGUUAUUGUGGUUCUGAGAACUGUCGGGGUUUUAUUGGAGGCAGUAAGACCACUCCACUCCGCUCCACAAAGAAACCUGAGGAGGACAGGAAGAAGAAGACAGAAUUUGAGGAUGAUCUGCUGGAUGAGGAACUGGAAGCCAUCACAGAGCUGGAGAAUGGUCUGAGGAAUAAAGAUCACGUCCUCAAUAUUUGUCGUCUGAUGGUGAGGGCAGAGUCACCCGACCACAGAAUCACCAUUCUCAAGUGUCUACAGGAUACUGUUGAGGAUAACUGUUUACGACUGUUCCUGGACUAUCACGGCCUGGAGUUACUAUGGAGCUGGAUCACAGACAGCAAGGAGGGACCAGAGGACGUCAAAAUCAUGAUUUUAUCACUUCUGAAGAAGCUUCCAAUAACUAAUAAAAACAUUUUGAAAGACAGUAAAAUCCUGCCAUUAAUUUGUCGAUUGGCUGGUCGGGAUGAAAAUGACGACCUGUCAACUGUUACAAACCCCAUGGGCCAAAGGGGGGAGACCAAGUCCAUUCUCUCCUCCUCAACGGGCAAAGACAAGUCACAGAAAAAAAGGGUCAAAUUUGCAGAUGAGGCCUCUAGUUCUGACAAUGAAUCACAUUCUAGUACCACAGACACUGUUGGUGAUUCUGCCUCUGGUGAGUUAGAACCAGAGGCUGGCCCGAGGCCAAAGUCUGAGUCCCUAUACAAACAGGUGCUUGAUAAGAGCCUGGGUGUGGGUUCAGAGGAGGAUCAAGGAGGAGGCAAAGAGGCAGCUGAGUCAUCUUCUGCAGAUUCCACAAACAUUGAAGGAGAAGAAGGAGAGGAGAAAAAAGUAGUGUCAGAAGAAGAAGGGGUAACCCCGGGGGAUGAGGUAAACAUAGUCCCCGAGGAGGAGAAGAAGACAAGCCUAGAGGGUGAGGAGAAUGAAUGUGAAGGGGAGGAAGACCAGAAGGAGGAAGCCGAAAUGAAGAGUGACAUUGAACUACAGGCAGAGGAACUAUUGUUCUUAUGGAAAGACCUGAAGGAAUUAUUCAAGAUUCCAAAGAAACAGCAAGUUGAAGAAAGGAAAAGGAUAGAAAAAGAAUUAGGUACAACUAAGGAUAUUGACUUAGAAAUACUGGAAAUGAUACAAGAUAAAAGCAAACAAAGAGCUGCUGGUUGGGACACAGGUAUCAGAAAAAGGAAGAGGGCCCCUCCCCCACCCCCACCCACAGAUGAUGAGGAAAGGAAAGUACUUUUACCCACACCACCUAAAAUCAGCAAGGCAGAGCACAGGAAGAUGUUUGAGGCAAAGGUGAAGGCCAGAGAGGAGAUGGAGAUCAGAGAGAGGCAGCAACAAGAGGCCUUCUUGAACCAGUUCUACAGUGACCCCAGCAACAUUCUGUACUUCAACAGGACCCCUAACCACCCACUGUACGGCAUGCCACCCGAUCAACAGCUGCAGAUCCUCCAGUCUCAGCCACUAGAAGUCCAGUAUCAGAUGGUACAGGGCUACAACUCACAGGAGGUUGUGGAGCAGUAUAUUGACCCCAACACAGGAAUGCCAAUCACGGUUGAACAACUCCAAGCCAUGUAUCAACACCAACAGCAGCCAGAGGUCAUGUAUACAGAGGAUGGUCAACCUAUACAACAAGUCUGGCCUCAACAACAGCAGGUGCAGCAGCAGUAUGUGAAUGCUGAGGGACAGAUCGUUUCUGUUCAUCAGGUAGACCAACACCUGGUGUACUCCGGGGUCCCCCAACAGCAGAUAAUGACCCAGACAGUGGAGGUACCAGGCACUCAGGUGACCCAGAUACCUGGACAGACUGUCUACCUACAACAGAUGGACAACACUGGCUCAACAAUUGGUCCCUAUGGUACUCAGACACAGCUAGCAGUUGUUCCCCCUGUUGCCAUAGCCACCACAUCCUCAGCUGAUGAUGAUGACCCCCCUCCUCCUCCAUCUCCCCCCAAACCCAAAGUGGAGAAGUUACCACCCAACUGGAAGUCUGCCAAGGACUCUGAGGGAAAAACCUACUACUAUCACACAGUCACAAGACAAACGCAGUGGGAUCCUCCUUCCUGGGAAAGUAUUGAAGCAGAUGAUGCUAUGGAUCUCGAGUCUCCGUUGUACGAGGAGAUUGUGAAGGGGAAGAGUAAGAGGGCCACGACAGCUGCAGCAGAUACAUCCACUGAAGCCGUGAAGAGAAUCAAAGACCAGUUCCGACGACAGAUGUCCUCCUAUAUUGUGGUGUGUCUGAAUCCAUUCAGAAAACCCGACUGUAAGGCUGGAAGAAUCAGCUCUACAGAGGAUUUCAAACAUCUAGCAAGGAAGUUGACACAUCAUGUGAUGGCCAAAGAACUGAAACAUUGUCGUCAUGUUGAAGACCUGGAGGUCAAUGAAAACGUCAAAUCCAAAGCCAAAGACUAUGUUAAAAAAUAUAUGGGCAAGUUUGGUAGUGUUUAUCGUAAAACAGGCUCACCAGAUAUUUGAGACAUUUUAUCUCUUGAAACAGACUCACCAAAUAGCCAAGGGAUAUUUGAGAUCACAUUAAGAGUUGAUUAUACCUUUCUGGAUUUCUGGGAAAAAUAUAAUGAAUAUGUGAUGAAAGUAAACCAAAGGGUACUAAAAUUUAUAAAAAUGUGUGUUUUAACACUACAAAAACUUACACAUGAACAGUGCUACAUCCUAUUACUUACAAAUAGUCUUAUGUUUCUUCUCCAAAAACAUAAAGGUUGGAAGAUUAUCUCCAACACACAUAGGGUGUACUUAUUUUAUCAUCAGUGAAUUUUCCCAAAAUUCAGUAUUUUCAAUAUUUUUGUGUAAUGCUGAAAAAAGUACACAUUUAUCACACAUUUAAAUGUGAGACAUAGUAUUAGAAACAUUGAAAAAAUAGACUUCAUAUUAAGAAUAUUGACUUAAAAAGUAUUGUAAUAUUUAACAUUCAGAUAUUACAUUGAUCUGUGAAUGCAUAAAACAGCAGGUUAUCAUAAAAGGCAGCAGUUUUUAUAUGGUUUGUGUGUUGAAUUGUUGUCUUCUAAUGCGGCAGAAUUAUUGUUUUAAUUAAUUGUGUGCACUCAAGAACCAUGUGGCAAUAAUUGAUUAGACGUGUUAGUGUUUUGUUUAAAUUCCUUCAAUUGAAAGGUAAAACGUUUUUUUAUGUACUAACAUUAUUUUUACGUCAUGAAUCAAAUAAUUGAAGUGGACAUUUUUAUACGAGGAUUUAUGUUUGUGACUUUGUACGAGUGUAAUUUUUUGAAGUAUUUUUCUUCUAAAGAAAUAUGUGUCCAUUGUGUGUACUAGUAUUAAAUUUAAAAUACAUUUAUUACAAAUACUUAAAUGGCAUUUAAAAUACUAGUACACCAUAGCUGUGAAUGUUGAAUGAAAUUGUUUUUUCCAGUAUCACUUUUCAUAAUGUGUCAUUAAUUAAGUGCUUAAUAUUGCAGUCAUUUUAGAGAUGUAUGUAGUCGUUUGUAAGAAAUGUUCAUCUAUCAAUUUGAUUUAAAGACAGUUGUCCCUCAUUUUAUUAAACUAAAUGUACAUAUUCUGUUUUAUAGAUAUUUAGUUAUUUUUAAUUGAUAAAAUUAUUGUUGCUGUGAUAAAACAGCAGAUUAUUAUUUUGAAUUAAAUUGUUUUAAAUUGAAGUAAA